Bombus impatiens (common eastern bumble bee) is the source of this 2639-nucleotide messenger RNA. RefSeq lists its product as uncharacterized. The coding region runs from base 3 to 2639 and encodes 878 amino acids. NCBI's taxonomy places the organism in Eukaryota, Metazoa, Arthropoda, Insecta, Hymenoptera, Apidae. The record is from RefSeq and is a predicted model, not a curated record. Gene Ontology annotation, molecular function: protein binding. The transcript has 7 exons.
AAAUGCAGGAAGAGUGCGAUUUUCAAGUCACUUUGGAGAAGAAACUAUCGGUUGAAGCUAGGCUCGACGCUGUAGCAAGUAGUACCAAUUUGUCUGAAACAGAAAUGAAAAAAUCGAUACCAGAAGAUUCAUCGGUGGACUUCGAAGUUCUAUCCACCUCGUCAUCCGACGUUCUCACAAAAAUUACUUUAGAAUCGUUGAAAAACGAAAGCACAUCAGACGACCAAGCGAAUAAAUCAACCCUCGACUCUAUACCGGAAGUCGAUAACGAGGACGACUCCAAUUGGCUGUCGUAUUUCGAUUGUAACGCGAUCUUCGAUGUAACCUGUGAAAAUCUGUCUUACUACAAUUCGACGAAAGCUGAAAAAGACAGUGAUAGCGAUAUGGAUGACACUUUGACUUUUGACGAUGCUGAAGAAGGUGAAUCUAUCACUCUGGACGAAAACGAUAGUUGUUGCACCAAGUCUUAUCGCCAGCGAUCGUUUGAAGAAGUUUGUGAAAAGAAGCUUGACAGACUUGACCAAAUGACAGAUAAUAACCAUCCCACUGUUGUCUCUGAUAAAAUUUCUCUGAUCGAGAUAAACCGCGAACGAAAUAUUUGCAAGGAGACUCGUCAAGAUAUUGCAAGCAAAAACGAUAAAAAUAUCGACUGUGAUUCAGAAGAUCAAACGAUCGAUGAUCGAACUAAGGAAGCAAAUAUAGAAAUGGAGGAGCGUGAAAAACGUAUGGAAAAUCAGAAACAUGAUUUUGUUCACAUCAGUAACGAAGAACUGAUCGAAGAAGCGAACAAGAUGUCAGACAGUUCACAUUUUUUAAGCGAUUGGGAUGAUGAAGACGAAAGAAAUUUGGUUUAUUCUUCGCCUAAUGUGAAUAUUUCUGCUUAUUUUAAAUUUAGAGAUAGUAUGAAAGAACCUAAAUUUGAAGCAACUUUGGAACAACCAACUUCUAUAUUUUCGAAUAAAGGAAAUAAAGAGCCAUUGCUUUUGGAAGAAAUUGUCGGAGAAUCUACCGAAAAUGAAAAAGAAGCGACAACGAAUGAAGUAGAAGAUCAAUCUACGAAAGAAUCAAAAUCGGUAGAAGAUUUGGUAAAAAAUUUUACGGAUGAUGUACGUUCAAGUCAAGGACAGGGAAUGAAGUUCGUAGAACUGGGUUCUCCAGAAGAAUAUUUAGAAAAAUUAGCAGAGAUCACGGAAGCAGAUUGUCCAAAAUCCGAGGAGGAAGUUCAGGAAAAGUUGAGAAAAAUCGCCGAGGGGAAAGCAAAGAUAGAAAAUAGGAAAAACGAGGCUUUGAAGGAUCUGUCUGUUGAAUUUAACGAGAUCGAGAAGCUUGUUGCAGAAACGAAAUCUAUCGAACAGUAUAAUAGCGAAUCUGACGAAAGUCUGGACGAAUCGAAGGAAGAGGAUGGCAUCGAGAUGCCUUUGACGAAAGAUCAAGUAGCUGAAAGUUUUAAGAUGAAGAAUACUCAAAAGGAUAUGGAAGACGAGGAGAAACGUCGUGCAGAAUCGUUGCAAGAAUGUCUGCAAGUUAUUCCAAGAAACCCAGAAGAUUUGGAAGAUAUUGUUGAAGAAAAGCUUGUGGGAAAUUUUAAAAAUAUUUCUAAAGAAAAAGUCGAACAAAAGCUUGAAGAUGCUAUGGAAGAAGAGACUAUUAAAAAAAUUAUUGAAGAUAAAAUUAUACAGAAUCUGGAAAAUAUUGUUGAAGAAAAAAGUGUAGAAAAUGUUGGAAAUAUUACUGAAGAGAAAAUUGAAACUGACGAUGCUAUCGAUAAAUCAGGAACUUCGAAAGAAACUACUGGUGAUACAAAAUCAACGUCAGAAACGGCGAUCAGAGGUAUUGUCCAAGAUAUUAUCGAAGACACAGAAGACUCGAUUUUUUGGCAAUUCUACAAACAACCGGAGAGAACGUACAUAAAAGGAAAAGUUUACGAUUUCGACCCCAAGAAACACGGUGUCAGGAUGACAGAGGAGUUUUUGAAGAAGCACUGCAAAAUAAAUAAACUGUACCAAACCCCUCAUCUGAAUGACGUACUUUAUCUUCAUUACAAAGGUUUCUCAUUCAUCGAGAAUCUGGAGAAAUACACAGGCCUAAGAUGUCUAUGGCUGGAGAACAACGGUAUCCGUGAGAUCGCGAACCUGGAGAAUCAGAGCGAGUUGAAGUGUCUUUAUCUCCAUAACAAUUUGAUCAAUAAAAUCGAGAAUCUCGAAUGGUUGACGAAGCUAGACACUUUGAACCUCUCGCACAACACUAUACGGAGGAUCGAGAAUCUCGAUAGCCUCAAGUUCCUGAAUACUCUAAACCUGUCGCACAACUACUUACAAGAUACCAAUGACAUUGAGCACCUCCGAUUGCUGGAUAGCCUCUCGGUACUGGAUAUUUCUCACAACAGGAUAGACACCGACGAAGUCGUUAAUGUGAGUCCGUUAUGUUUCCUCAAUCGUGUGGCUCUGGCGUCACUUCGACGGCUGCUUCAGAUCCUAGGAGAUAUGAAAGAAUUGCGCGUGGUAUCUUUGAUGGGCAACCCAAUUCUAAAGAAGAUCAGACUGUAUCGUAAGACCAUGAUCUUGAAGUGUAAAAACCUCAAGUAUCUCGAUGACAGACCUGUAUUCCCAAGAGAUCGUGCCUGUGCAGAAGCUUGGUAA